AUGAAGAUCAGCCGCGUUGAAGAUUUCGACAGGCUGCGUAGGGCUCUUGGUUUCGCCCAUGCUGAAGCAGUGUUUAGUGAGGGUCAGUCUGGCGGUUUGGGGUUGUUCUGGACCGAUGAUGUGCAUUUACAGAUAGGGACUAAAUCUGCGCAUCAUGUUGAUGCGAUUGUCAUUGGUGACUUUGGGACACCAUCGUGGAGGGUUACUGGCUUUUACGGUUACGCUAGAACAGGAGAAAGGGAUCGCUCUUGGCAGUUGCUAAGGGAACUCUCCGACCUUGACUCUCUCCCUUGGGUUGUGAUCGGGGAUUUCAACGAAAUUUUAAACAAUGGUGAAAAUAUAGCUGGUCCUCUUAGAGCAGAACGUCAGAUGAGGGGAUUUCGAGAGGCUUUGGGAUACUGUGAUCUGCUAGAUUUAGGGUUUCAUGGAGCAAUGGCAACGUGGUGGAAUUCGGAGACAUUGUUGAGGUUGGAUAGGGCCGUGUGUACCCCUUCCUGGUUUGAUGUUUUUGGUCAUUCUAAACUAUUCCAUUUGCCUCCAUCUGAUUCGGAUCAUGUUCCUCUACUGUUGAGGGCUAGUACAACUCGUCUUCCUGUAAGAUCCAAGCCUCAUAGAUUUAAAUUUGAGGCUUUUUGGUUGCAACAUCCGGACUGUGAUAGCAUGGUUAAGGAUGCUUGGGGAACAGAUGUGGCUGGGGCGCCGAUGUUUUGUGUCACUAAGAAAAUCAUGCUUACCCGGAUCAAAUUAGAUAAAUGGCAGAGGGAGGUUUUUCAGGGUAGACAAUUGCAGAUGUUGGGGAUUCGAUCCCGGCUGGAGGAAUUACUUGAGGUGCCUAUAUCUGACAUGAUCCAAAACUUGCUAUUUCAAGAGGAGCUGUUCUGGAAGCAGAGGGCUAAAGUCACCUGGAUUAAGGAGGGGGAUCGGAAUACCGGAUUCUUCCAUCGAAGAACGGAAAAUAGGAAACGCAAAAAUAUGCUUCAAGGGCUGUAUGACGAGGACGGUAAUUGGAGGGAGGAUGAUGCUGGCUUGGAGGAGGUUAUAACUAGCUAUUUUACCAAGAUGUUUUCAGCGUCGGAGAUUGACAUUGAGGCCCUUGAUCGUACCCUGGAGGCAAUUGUUCCAUCGGUCACCUCCCAAAUGAAUGAGGAUCUAUGUGCCCCGUAUACUAGGGAGGAGAUCAGGUUUGCUCUUUUCCAGAUGUACCCAACCAAGUCCCCGGGCCCAGAUGGUAUGCCUCCACUUUUUUUCCAACACUAUUGGAAACUUAUUAGUCAGGAUGUGGUUGCAGCAGUUCAAAAUUUUCUCCAUACAGGGUUGAUUCUCAAGCAAAUUAAUUUCACGCAUAUUUGCCUCAUUCCAAAGGUAGACAAUCCUGAGACUAUGUCAGACUUGAGACCCAUUGCCCUAUGUAAUGUCAUUUACAAGAUCUGCUCGAAGGUGAUUGCUAAUAGAUUGAAGGUAGUCUUACCGUCGAUGAUUUCUCCUUUCCAGAGUGCUUUUGUUCCAGGGAGGUUGAUUAUAGAUAACAUUUUAGUGGCCAACGAGAUGGCUCAUUUUGUCCAUAAUAAGAGGGAUGGGGAUGUCGGGUACAUGGCUCUGAAACUUGAUCUAAGUAAGGCUUAUGAUAGAAUGGAGUGGGUUUUUCUGGAAAAAGUUAUGAUCCAUUUUGGCUUUGCAAGGAGUUGGAUUGAUGUUGUGAUGCAGUGUGUAUGUACAGUACGGAUUGUGGUGUGUCCUAAUGCCCCCGCUGUGAAUCAUUUGUUAUUUGCGGAUGAUAGUAUGCUCUAUGCACAAGCUUCUCUUGGGGCGUGUCAAGAGCUCUUGGAAGUACUGGCAAUUUAUAGGCGAGCUUCGGGGCAAUUGGUUAAUUUUGCCAAAAGUUCGGUGGUUUUUAGCAAGAAUGUAUCUGAGGAGGUGAAGGAGGAGAUCUCGGGUACCUUGGGUGUGGAGGUUGUAGCCUCACAUGAGAGGUAUCUCGGGUUACCCACUUACGUGGGACGCAAGAAAACUUCAACCUUCCAUUAUAUCAAGGAAAGGUUGUGGAAGAAGUUGUCUGCUUGGCAAGGGAAGCUGUUGAGUGGGGCAGGGAAAGACAUUUUGAUACGUGUAGUAGCACAGGCACUUCCUACGUACGCUAUGAGUGUCUUUCAGUUGACUAAGAGUUUCUGUGAUGAUUUGGAACAAAUGUGCGCAAGUUUUUGGUGGGGCAGUGCAUUGGAUAAACGGAAGAUUCAUUGGAAAACUUGGAAUGUUUUGUGUAAUCCGAAGGAAGACGGUGGGUUAGGGUUCCGAAGCCUGUCCAAUUUUAACUCGGCUAUGUUGGCCAAGCAAGCUUGGCGUCUUUUAACUGAUCCCUUGUCUCUAAUUGCUCGGUUGUACAAAGCAAAAUACUAUCCUGACUGCUCUUUUUGGGAGGCUUUACCGCAUGCUACUCCUUCGUACUCAUGGAGGAGUAUCUUUUCCACAAGAGAACUGCUUCAAGAAAACUGUGUUUGGCAAGUCGGUAAUGGAACUACAAUCAAUAUCUUUACUGAUUGUUGGGUAUCGUCUUUACCAGGUGGUAGACCGGCACCUUCGGCGUUGGCUAUUGCAGAAGUCGCUAAAGUGGAUGAUUUAUUGGUGGCUAUGGGGGUGUGGAAUGCUCCCUUGAUCAACAGGCUGAUUUAUGAGGAUGUGGGGGUCCUUCUGGAGGGUCAGCCUGGUAUGCAGGUGUGGCAUGUUGGUCGUCAAGGAAAUAGAGUAGCACAUCAAUUGGCUACCCGAGCUUGUGGUCUCGGUGAGGCUCAAUUUUAUUUUACUGCUCCUGCGUUUCUUCUAGCUGCUGUAAUAGCAGAUUUUUGUAUUGUGUAA
Rosa rugosa (rugosa rose) is the source of this 2850-nucleotide messenger RNA. RefSeq lists its product as uncharacterized. The transcript is spliced from 3 exons. The record is from RefSeq and is a predicted model, not a curated record. NCBI's taxonomy places the organism in Eukaryota, Viridiplantae, Streptophyta, Magnoliopsida, Rosales, Rosaceae. Gene Ontology annotation, molecular function: catalytic activity. Bases 1 to 2850 code for a protein of 949 amino acids.